Messenger RNA from Trichomonas vaginalis G3, 456 nucleotides. RefSeq lists its product as uncharacterized. The coding region runs from base 1 to 456 and encodes 151 amino acids. Lineage: Eukaryota; Parabasalia; Trichomonadida; Trichomonadidae. The transcript has a single exon. The record is from RefSeq and is a predicted model, not a curated record.
AUGUUAGAUGAAAUUCAUAGACAAGAACGUGAAGAGAUGGAAAAGAAACUUCAAGCAAAAGAUGAAGUCAUUGAAGCAAAAGACAAAAACAUACAGAAAAGAAUACCACGUUCGGUACCAAAAGGAAAGGAAAAGAACUAUAAGUAUAUGAUUUAUACUGAAGAGAUGGAAAAUGAAGAAGACAGAGAUAUGGUUAUGUUGCAUUUAGUCAGAAGAAACAACAAAAGCUUUUACGACCUUGCUAAGAUUUACAAAUCUGACAGAAAUUGGUUCUAUCGCGAAAACUUACCGAUUUCAAUGACCCCAAAUGAAGAUGUGAAACAAAUAGUUCAAGAUACGUUACCUCAAACACACUAUGAUAUGAAAGGUUGUACAAUACUUACAUUCAAAGAAGAUUUGCCGCUACUGAAGGAAAAGAUAACAGAGUAUUUCGAUAACUUCAAAGAGGAAGAGUAA